Molecule: messenger RNA, 4812 nt
Organism: Argiope bruennichi
Lineage: Eukaryota; Metazoa; Arthropoda; Arachnida; Araneae; Araneidae
Product: kinase suppressor of Ras 1-like
Exons: 15
Coding region: 382-2553 (723 amino acids)
Biological process (GO): protein phosphorylation
Molecular function (GO): ATP binding; protein kinase activity
Source: RefSeq, a predicted model, not a curated record
UAAGGCUGUUUGCUGCUUCGUACAUUCGUGAGUUGUCCGUCGGACUGAGCACUGCUAAAAGACAUUUCACCACCACAUUGGGUUUCCGAACCCUUUCAGGUGAAAUUUGCAUUCCAAACAUUGAUUUUGGCGAAGCAUUUUGGAAGUGACUGCUCCUGUUUGAGCUGUUUAUGUAGGUUUGAAUUGCAGAUGCCUUCGGUCCGUAUGUAUUUGGAAUUGGAGACCAUGGCAUGAAGAGUGUUUGGAGGAGGAGCGCGUGAAAAAAAGUAAAACAAUGUCAAUGUCGGAAUCCUUUCGGAAGGCGAGACAGUAGUAGGUGCUUCAUCAGUAUGCGUAUGAAGUUGACGGAAUUGUCUGCAAAUUUUAUCAAUUUUGUGGUCCAUGUGUCAGAACAAGGCUCGAAGUUGCCCACGUCGCAGUAUGAACGACAUCAAAAAGCGGUUGACCCGAACUCUUUCCGGUCCACGUCGCUGUGUUAAGUGCCAAAAAAUGGUUUAUUUUUCAAUCUAUCGCUGCAAAUUAUGUGGAGAGUUAACUCACAAGCAUUGUUUGUUCCACGCGAACCAGAGUUGUAAGUCGAGUGUACCAGAUAUACCAAUAGGAUUUCCAAUUAUGAAAGCAGCUGAAUGCGAAGGUUACCGAUCACCAGCGAGUCCCCGCGAAUAUUGGCUGAGCAGGCAGCGCCGCCACACAGAUUCUCCAUCUUCGUGUGAUGCAGAGGAAGCCUACCAGAAUGAGUUGCGCCAUCCUAGUCCGAGUGUUGCCAUGGCGGGGCUUUUGAAAAUAGUCCAGUGGCUCUCACACAGAAAGAGAACUAGGGAGAUGAUGGGCAAGACCUCGGCAGAGAAGCACAUCAAGGGAAAGUUUGGCUUGCAUAUAGAAGACAAACAGACCAAGAAGAAGCUGAAGACGCUCAUCAAGAACUACCAAAAGCAGGUGGUUCCUCCUGGCUAUUACAGCCAAUACCAGCAACAACAGUAUCUUUUGCGGACAAAUCACGAAGCUCAUAUCAAUAAUCAGCAAUUCAAGACACGUGUGGUCUACAAACAGCAAGCCAACGAAGGUGGCAGUGAUAUCAUGUCACCCCGGAGCAGUGUUUCAUCAUACAGCGGGAGUUCGUUCAUGUCACCGGCGAGCACACCAGACAUAGAGAGCGUUCGCUCGAGGAGGGACAAAUUGGUUAAGCAGGCAUCCAUAAAAUGGGAGAGAGAUGUGAUAAAAUCUUCGAUAAUAGCAAAUUGUAGUCCCUCUGUGACAGUGAAAAAGCCUUUGGAGCACAAAACAUUGAAUGAAUAUCCCAAACAUGUUACGGUUUCGCCUAAGCCAUCAAUGAAGCUUAACGAAGCGAGUUGGUUGGCUGGAAACAAAAAUUCCUUGUUUGGACACCAGAGAAAUGUUCUUGAAUCUAAGGCAACUACUCUAACUUUUGCAAGACCACCAUGUUUGUCGAAGGCCAAAACUCUGAGUGUAGAAAGCAGAGAAGCACAGAAUGAGAGUCUUUGUGCCACCUGGCCACCUGCUGGAAAAGCAGGAACCAUCUUAGAAGAGAUUGUAGACGAAGAAGCUGAAGCAGAUUGUAUAGAAGAAGCUGAUGAAAAUUGCUUUACUUUAAGUGAUUUCCGAAGUGAUUCUCAAAGUGGUGAAGAAUCUUUGAAGGAAUGGUACAUUCCAUUUGGUGAUAUAGAAUUCAGAGAAAGAAUUCGGCACGGUCGUAAAGGGGAUAUAUACAAGGGUCGGUGGUAUGGAGAAGUAUUGAUUUACACCAUUCGUCAAAGCUGCAGCCAAGAAUUUAACCAGUUUCUGGACGAGGUGGCACAAAUGGGGAUGAUCCGGCAUGAAAAUAUUGUCCUAUUUAUGGGCGCAUGUAUUGAACCUCAGAGACUGGCGGUCAUCACGAGCAUGAGAAAAGGGCCUACGCUAUACGAGUACCUGCAUCUAAAAAGACACAGAUUGCCUUUCCAUUCUAAACACAACAUAGCUCGCCAAAUAUCUCAGGGUAUGGGGUAUCUACACGCCAAGGAUAUCGUACACAAGAAACUAAAUUCUAAGAAUAUUAUCUUGGAAUGUCGAGUAAAAGUCUGCAUUAUGGACCAUGGUAUGGCGGAUCAGCAAUUAGAUAGGGGUGACUACGGCUGUAUUCCCCGAGGCCAUCUGAGCUACAUAAGUCCGGAGCUGAUGUCUUCCUUGCAGAUAGAUCCUCCACGAAUUUACACCACAAAUGCCUAUACUCAAGAAUCUGAUUUAUAUGCCUUUGGGUCUUUGUUGUACGAACUAUUAGCAGAACGUUUUGCGUUUCAUGAUCAACCUCCACACUCGAUCAUUUGGCAAGUUUCAUCGGGAAAAUCGGCGCCUUUGCACAAUUUCCGUUUCAUUAAUGGAUUAAAGACUUUAAUCAAGCGGUGUUGGUCACAAAGCCCGGAACAGCGUCCCCCCUUUUCAGAAAUUGGACACAUUUUACAGGAAAACGUUUCCCACCAUAGACGGCACAGCUGUUCCGAACCAGACCUCCUACAUCACACCGGUCAAUCGUCCAGCAGAGGGCUUUGCACAUAAUAACAAUGUGAUAAAUCGAAGAAGAUCUUUAUCUUUAGCAAUUUGAUGUGAUCAUUGUUAGACAGUUUCUUCAUUCACAUUGAUAAAUCCGCAGUUGAUCUCAAAAUGGCCUGCGUAGCUAUUUUCGCGCAUGCGCACUUUUUAAAAUGAAACAUAAAAAUCAGACAUUUUUUCAAUUUUUCUCAAGUAUGUGCCUUCCAGCUACUUCCUAGUUUAGUCUAGUCAGGAAUUAAUCCAGUAUUACCAUAACAGACUUUUUGAGGGAAGUCGGGCCUUAUUAAGGUCCCACUUGUAAAUUAUGACAAGAACAAAAGAAUUCAGGUUUUUUCGAUGCACCGUGCAUUUAUUCACAAAAAAAGGCACGUGGUGAUAUACAUUAGCCGUAGUUUUAUAAGCUUAUUGAUGCAGAAUUUUAGACAUUCGACUGUGAUGAGUGUAAAUAAGCAUAAUUCCAUCACAUUUCUUUAUUGAAUCAAUGAGUGGAAUAAUAUGUCAGUAGUAAAUGCAAUUGAACGAUACAUUGCAAAUUGUUGUAGUUAAUUUAUUGUUCAUCACAAGCAUGUAUUUAUUGCUCUUUUAUUUCGAUGAAACAAUUUUUGAUGAAUUUUUGAUAUAAUAAUGUAAAAAUAAUAAUGGUUUUCAUGUUUUUAAAAAAAUACUUAAAGGUUAAUCAAUUGCAACUUCUACAACGGAAUAUAUUCAUCAUUUUGAAAGGAAAAUAUAAAUUUCUGGUGAAUUCUUUACAUGAUGAGUAUUCAUUAUACGCAUUUGUUAAGAUAAUACUUUCCUUUCAGUAAUGUUCUAAAUUUGAUGAAAUUGAUCAACACUAUUGAAUCUAGCACACUAUUAUCGGAGGAUAUCUGUAUCUUUACAGAGAUAUCAAGGAAAAAAAUGUUUGUGAAUUAGGCACAUGUUAUUUAAAUCAUCAAAAAGUAAAGUAAUUUUCUGUUAUAUGAAAAGAUAUUCUUAAACAAAAUUUAAAAAUCAUCUAUCAUCAAUGGUUACCUUUAACAAAUGAAUUUGAAUGGUUUGUUACCUUUAACAAAGCAGAAGUAAUAGGUUCAUUAACACAGAUUAAGAAAUGCCAGAUAUUAUGCAAUUUCAUUAUCAGGAAUAACUUCACUCACUUUUUUUAAUAAUACUCACUAAUAUCACUUUUGAAGUCACCAUGGAAAGAAUAUAACUGUACUCAUAAUUAUCAGUAUUUGCAACAGCAACUUUAAACACUUAUAUUGUUUUAUGAAAGGAAUUAAUUACUGCCUUAUUUUUAUAAUGCUUUCUGUUCUUUUUUCAUCAACUCUUUUGAAUUGUAAUUAGGCACUGAUAAUAAAAGUGAAAGUUAAGAAAGAAAUAUUUUUCACUAUUAAUUCAGAAAGACAUAUAAUGUGCAAAAUAAUUAAAACCGUAGACGGAGUAAAAUAACAAGAAAUUAUAUGCCAGAAAAAAUGUUGUUGAGAGAAAUGUUCUUAGAAAAGUUAAAAGUUGUGCAAAUACAGACAUUCGACUUAUUAAAGAAAUUUUCUACUCUUAUUAAGAUGGAAAUAUUCGUUGUCUUGAAUUGAUAAGUUUCACUUGAUAAGUAAGUUUAAGCACUUGAUAAGUUUCAUAUCUAUAUAACAAUAGCUAUCUAAUAAAAAAAUUGCCUUUAUUUUCUGGAAAUUUUUUUAUUGUCUUCUUCUCUGUAUUGAGGGAAUUAAAGGAAUGUAAUUUCCUUUCUUUUAUCUUUUAAGGCAUUUUCAUCUUCAAUAACAUAUAAAUCGGAAAGCACUUGAUAAGUUUCAUAUCUAUAUAACAAUAGCUAUCUAAUAAAACCAUUUAGUGAUUCUGCUAUAAAUCACUUAAAAUUUGAAUUUGUACUAAUUCAGUGAUGGAAUUUUCAUCUUGAAGUAUUGCCAAUAAUCAGCCAUGAAGUAAAUCUCUUGAAUAUGAAAUAUUAUUUUGCAUUGAUUUGAUUAUUAAUAUUACAUUGAUUGCAUCAGUGCUGAAAUUGGUUGCUAUUUAAAUUGCCAAAUUUUUCUUGAAAAAGUAACAUUAUUGUGCAUUUAUUUGAUUAUUAAUAUUUUCUUGAUUAUAUCAGUGCUGAAAUUGGUUCCUGUUUAAAUUGCUGAAUUUUCUUCCUUUCAAUAGCAGAGAUAAAAAAAUGAUUAGUUCCAAGGUAAUUUGGUAAAACAUUCGAUCAUGUCAUUUAAUAUUUAUUUUUUAAUUUUGAAUCUAAAUUACUUCGAAUUUUCAUCAAAAAUAAAGAAAAAGUCAAAGGUA